Messenger RNA from Effrenium voratum, 327 nucleotides. The record is from the annotation of a GenBank genome assembly. NCBI's taxonomy places the organism in Eukaryota, Dinophyceae, Suessiales, Symbiodiniaceae.
AUGAUGAAGUCUUGCUGUGGUAACAGGUUGCUGGGUGUUCUGCAAAACUGGAAGACGCUUGGCUGGAGGUUGUGCAGAAGUCAUUCCAGCCACAAGGCGCAAACUUUAGAAGUGUCACGGCUGGCCGUUUUGGAAUGCAACGCAGGCGCCGACCGUGCUGAACGCCGAGCCAGGUUCCUUCCGGUUUGGCGCUGGCUUUGCAGCAUUUAUCGCCACGCUGGCCUGCCUUCUGCAUCUCGCAGCCGCGCUUUUCGACCCCUUGCGCCCUCGAAAGCUUUGGUGUCCGUUGCCAGCUUUGAGGGGCUGGCCAUGUUCUCCGGCAUGUGA